Suillus fuscotomentosus is the source of this 1659-nucleotide messenger RNA. RefSeq lists its product as uncharacterized. The coding region runs from base 1 to 1659 and encodes 552 amino acids. NCBI's taxonomy places the organism in Eukaryota, Fungi, Basidiomycota, Agaricomycetes, Boletales, Suillaceae. The transcript has 12 exons. The record is from RefSeq and is a predicted model, not a curated record.
AUGCAUUCCAUCUUUAAGAUGCAAGAUAUUCUUUUUCUUAUAUUUCAGAUGCUCUAUACCCUUAUCACCAAAGAAGAUUCUGGCAGGCUUGGUGCUUUUGCUGUACUGGCCACAACAUCUUCAACCAUCUCUGAGCCUGUCCUACAGCUUCUAUGGAAGAAACUACCUUCUGUGGAACCUCUCAUUGAUCUCCUUCCAAAUGAUCUCAUUCAACGCCGUAGGAAUUCAAAUGGAGGAUGGAAGUUGCCCUCGAAAUUCUGCAUCACCCGCACCAAAAUUCGGUUUAAAAUAAUUGUGGUGCUUACCCUGCACCCUGUGAUGAUCCUACACCAAAAAUCUCGCUGCCCGGCCCUUCCGUUCUCGAUUUAUGGCCCCAACAUCGAUCUGGGCGCCCUUUUAGUGAGGGGGAGGCAUUCUACCAUCCUCCCGCACCAAAAAUUUCGCUGCCCGGCCCUUUCGUUCUCGACUUAUGGCCCGAACAUCGAUCUGGGUGCCCUUUUAGUGAGAGGGAGGGUAGAUGAGGGUGUAACUUUUUUUCGUCCAACUCUCUUGACUAACCCUUCUGGUAUCCUACUCUACAGCAUUCUACCAUCCUCCCGCACCAAAAAUCUCGCUGCCCGGCCCUUUCGUUCUCGACUUAUGGCCCGAACAUCGAUCUGGACACCCUUGAGUGACGAGGAGGGAAAGCAUUCUACCAUCCUCCCGCACCAAAAAUCUCGCUGCCCGACCCUUUCGUUCUCGACUUAUGGCCCGAACAUCGAUCUGGGCGCCCUUUUAGUGAGAGGGAGGGUAGAUGAGGGUGUAACUUUUUUUCGUUCAAACCUCUUGACUAACCCUUCUGGUAUCCUACUCUAUAGCAUUUUGCCAUCCUCCCGCACCAAAAAUCUCGCUGCCCGGACCUCCCGUUCUCGACUUAUGGCCCGAACAUCAGGGUUAGUUGGGCAUAGGGACGAGGAGGAAAGGGGUUGUACUAGCCCAGGCUCUAUCACUCUACUCUGCAACGUUCUGCAAUCCUCCUGCACCAAAAAUAUCGCCGCCCGGCCCUCCCGUUCUCGAUUUAUGGCCCGAACAUCGAUCUGGGCGCCCUUGAGUGACGAGGAGGGAAAGGGAGGAGGGAAAGGGUACUACAAACCUCCCGCACCUAAGACCUCGCUGCCCGGACAUCCUGUUCCCGACUUAUGGCAUGAUCAUCGAUGUGGGUGGGCUUGCGCUACGGCGAGGGUAAGUGUUUUAUGCCCCUCCCGGAACAAAGUCCUCGCCGCCCCUACAUCUCACUCGAAAGCUAUCACUCGAACUUCACAUGCUGCGGAAACGAGAGGUGCAAUAACACGACAUCACCAGUAUGUUAUCGGAGGUGGAAAAUCAUGCAAAUCCCGAGGUGACAGAUCGUUACUCCUGCCUCUCUUCACCGCGAUGUACGGCUCCCAUUUCAACUUUCUAGAACACAGGAACGAGACGCUGUCACGAGCCGUCAGCAUUAGGCAAGCGAACCAAAAGACAAGAAAACAAGAUCGUGCGCCGACUGAGAGCGCGACACAUCCAGAGCAUCAUUCAGCAUCGAGCCAAAAGAAUAGAACACGGCGCUCUCUGAAAUCAGGACAAGGCUAUGGCAUCAUCAGCGUCAGACGCAACAAGUGCGCCAUCAGGGUUGGGUAUUAA